CAGCCUAACGCCUGCUUGACAACAGAGCUGCCCUGUGCGCCGAGCACAAAGCCUCUGAAAUGGCUACAGUGUCCCUGACACCUCUAAUGCUUCUGCUCUUGCUCUCGUCUUGGCACGGAGCUGGCAAUGCUGCCACCACCUUCAUCCCGUUUGUGCAGCCCCAGAGCUGCGGCCAGUCUUCCUUUUUCAACUCUGCUUCUUUUCAGUGCAGCGCUUGUGGGAACAAUCAAAUCGGCGGGCCUGAUGGUCUCUCUUGUGUUUGCACUGCUGGAUUUACAAUGAAGAAUUUGGGUUCCCCUAUAGUACAGUGCACCCCUUGUGCUAAUAUUGUUUCACUUAAUAAAAGAGAAUGCCUGACCUGUGAAAGUGGAAACUGUACCUGUGCAGCAAGUCAAGUCCAAGUUGAAAACUUCCAGACAAAUACUGUGUCUUGUGCAACUUGCUCAGCACAAACAGUUGGAAAUCCAUCUGGGUCUGCGUGUGUGCUAUGUCAGGAGACCUUCUACAAGACUACUAGCUCAUGCACUUGCCCUGCAACACAACUGAAAGGUGGACUUUGCUUUACUCAGACCAGCAGCAGCAGUGUUACGGGCUCUGUUCCACAAAAUUCCUUUUGGUUUUCAACCUACCUGGAUUCAAGUUUCCUGGCUUGCACUAUCUAUAACAACCAGACAGCAUGUCAGCUACUUACUAAUUUUGUUAUUCUGAAUGUGAAUGGAGUGACUAGCAAAGCAUACAACCUUUAUCAGGCUGCCUCAACAGCGCCUUAUCUUCCUCAGCUUUUUUAUUGGAGUGGCACAACUGGAACCUUAGGCCAGUCUGCUCCAAAGGGCCUGUCCUUCUUGAGGAAUGCUAAGAUGACUUUUAAAAUUGCGAAGUAUGAUGCUCGUGGAAAGUUUCUAGGCUGGGACGAUGUGAAGGGUGGCACUUUGCAGCUCUGCUCAGACACACAGAAGACCCUCGAUGCAGCUUGGCUUUUUGGGACAUCUUACAAUCAGUCUUGUUCCAUACAAGUAUCUCAACUUCUUGUGCGGUUUCCUGAACCAGUUUUUUAUGAGCUGUUCCUUCAAUACAAUGACAGCUCUGGGAAUGCGAUGGUUUGGCCAGUUCCAGUGUUGAGCCAAAAUCUUUUGCAAGCAAACCCAGGUACUGGGGCUCUGAGGAGAUUUUUCCUGGUGGACGGUCUGACUGGGAAACAGAACAGCCUGAGUGAUCAGCCUCAAUACGUCACAUACGCCAGCAGCCUAACACUCAGUGUGUAUUUGCCAAUUAGCAGCCCUGGUAACACGCCUCCCUUCCUGCUGACAGUACAGUACAGCACUGUGAAUAACGUCGGACAAACAAACCCUCAAGCUCAGGUAGCAUUUGCUGUAACCUACAGUAUGGAUCAGUCCACAAUGACGUUGAAUACUAAUAUUGCCUUGGGAGUGCUGGGAUCUCUUUCAGUCUUCUUAGCUAUGUUGCAGACUAGUAGCUGGAGUCGCAGAUCAGGCCAGCAGUUUAUUAACUUUAUGACUAUAAUUAAAUACUUGGCUUUCCUUAUUGGUGACCUGGCGGACACAUUUUUUCUGAUUACCUUUGGCACUGGAAUCUACUGGCUUAUUUCUUUUAAGGGUCAGCAGUCUACAGUUGCAGUUGCACUGCCCUCUCCUGGUGGAACUGUGGAAGUUGAUUUUAUCAUAUACCUGUCUUUGGCAUUUGCAUUUAAGGCCCUGGAACUGCUUCACAUUCUGGUGGUCCAGGUGACAAUUUCCAUCUUUCUCAUCGACUGGGAGAAGCCAGUGAACAACAAGUCCAGCUCAGGAAACCAAAGCCAAGGACUUGCAGUGAGUGCCUGGAGAACAUUUUUUGUGGCUAAUGAGUGGAAUGAAAUUCAGACAACUAGGAAAAUUAAACCUAUAAUACAACUUUUCGUAGCCCUGCUUUUACUGGAGGUUAUAGGAGUCAAGAACAUCACAGCCAGAGAUCUGAACCUAGCUGUGCAGCCUGGAGCAGACAAUUACCUGGCACCCUGGAGCCCCAUUCUUCGAUAUGGAAUCACAGCAUCUAUCUGGCUAGCAGCUGGCUUGCUUCAAGUUUUGUAUAUUGUUCUUAUCUACGAGCGAUUUGUAGAAGAUAAAAUUCGACAAUUUGUGGAUCUGUGUGCCAUGAGCAACGUGUCUGUGUUCAUCCUGAUGCAUCGCUGCUAUGGGUUCUACAUCCAUGGGCGCUCCGUUCACGGCCACACUGAUGUCAGCAUGGAGGUCAUGCGUUCCAAUCUGAGGAAGGAAGCGGAAAACCUUUGUGCUUUACGUGGCCUGGAACCAAAUUCUGAAAUUCAGACAUUUGAGUUUCUUCUAACUGACAAAGUCCAGUGGCAAAUUGAGAGGAUCAUGCAGCCACUUAGUAAGCUUCCAAGACCCAGGUUUGUAAGGAAUGACCCCCAAGGCUCAGCAGACCAGAACAUGAAAGUUUAUUACACUAUGAACAAGUUUCUGUCAACUUUUUUGGAACAUGUUCAUAAGGACAUGGACUACAUCGUGAAGGACAAACUCUUUCUAGAGAAGAUCAUGCACUAUGAAUUCCAGCAUCCAACUGAACGAAGCAUUUUCUAUAAUGAUCCCGAUGGCAUUCUCUUCAGUAAUGUCCUCUGUUAUGGGAACGAGCUGACCCUUUUACUCUUCGACCUUCUGCUGUUCUGUGUCAUUGACCUGGGAACUCAAAAUUUCGUGCUGGCCGCAAUCAUUACGUUUCUUGUUCAGCAGGUCAUCGAAGUUCUCCGGUAUUACCUCGGCAGGAGGAACCUUUCAGCCAAAACCCUUGUGGAUAAUUGCUUUUUGAUCUAAAGGGUACUUGUGCUCUGGAAUGAAAACCUGAAAUCAGAAAAACUGCAAAGCAGUAUUCUUCAUGUUUAAAUCCCUGGUUCAUGAUUACUAUUAAUUUUUUUCAUUUUGUAUUAUUUAUAUUUGUAUUU
Molecule: messenger RNA, 2953 nt
Organism: Polypterus senegalus (gray bichir)
Lineage: Eukaryota; Metazoa; Chordata; Cladistia; Polypteriformes; Polypteridae
Product: meckelin-like
Exons: 28
Coding region: 60-2825 (921 amino acids)
Biological process (GO): cilium assembly
Cellular component (GO): MKS complex; ciliary transition zone
Source: RefSeq, a predicted model, not a curated record